This is a messenger RNA of Fomitopsis serialis, 3856 nucleotides long. Its product is annotated as ARM repeat-containing protein. NCBI's taxonomy places the organism in Eukaryota, Fungi, Basidiomycota, Agaricomycetes, Polyporales, Fomitopsidaceae. Gene Ontology annotation, cellular component: nucleus. Gene Ontology annotation, biological process: protein ubiquitination; SCF complex assembly. The transcript has 17 exons. Bases 58 to 3699 code for a protein of 1213 amino acids. The record is from RefSeq and is a predicted model, not a curated record.
CUCAAGUCCAUUCCACCACUCCCCCCAUUCCUUCGUUCCUUUCACUCUACGCCCAGCAUGACGAAGACAUACAUCAUGAAUGGGCUCAUCGAAAAGAUGCAGUCCUCCGACCAGGACUUCCGUUACAUGGGUCUCAAUGACCUCCUGGUUGCGAUCAAGGAAGAUCCAAACACGUUCCUUGGCGAUGAGCCCACGGAGACCAAGGUCUUGCGCCAGGUCCUGGCUCUUGUGGAGGAUAAGAUUUCUGAGGUGAAGAAUCAGGCGGUGAAGUGCCUGGGUCAGCUCAUCAAGAUCAUCCGAGAAUCCCAGAUGGAAUAUGUUGUGGAUCGACUCAUUGACUUUUCGUCUGGCAAGGACGAUGAGCUGCGCGACAUCUCGAGCUUGGCCUUGAAGACAAUUACAAUCGCGUCAAAGGCGUGUGAGAAGCUCGCGCCCAAGCUGCUAACGCAAUUGUCCAAGCCCGACACACCACCAGACACGCUCCUUGAGACGCUUUCCAUUCUAUCCAUCUUGAUCACUCGCUUCCCAGGGUACCUAGGAAAUCCGGACCUGCAGCCGCAACCCUUGACCGUGCUCACGCCAAUGCUUUCCCACUCUCGAGCGGCCGUUCGCAAACGGGCAAUCACGACUCUCGCGCAGUUCCUUCCGAGUACGCAUGCCGAGCUCUUCCAGAAACUAUUGUCGGAGAAGGUGCUUCCCGGUCUUGCACCGUCCGCGAACCUGGAAACGCAGCGUACGACUGUGCAACUUGUGGCUGCGAUCGCGCGUCAUACGCCACAUCAAAUAGAGCCUGUACUAGGGCAGAUAGUUCCUGCGACUAACAAGGCGCUGCAGCGUGAGGACGAGGAACUCCAAGAGAGCGCUCUUCAGGCACUGGAAGCGCUAGUCCUGCGGUGUCCCACAGAGAUCACACCGUUCCUGUCUUCUAUCAUACACGUCGGGACUCAAUUCAUCAAGUAUGAUCCUAACUACGCAGGUGGAGACGAUGAUGAGGAUGAAGAAAUGGCGGACGAUGAUGAUGACGAAGCCGAACUUGAUGAUCAGUAUUCUGACGACGAGGACAUGUCGUACAAGGUCCGGAGAUCCGCGACAAAGCUGCUGGGUGCUAUCAUCGCAACGCGUCCGGAGCUACUAACCACGCUCUACAAGGAGGUGUCGCCGGUGCUGAUCUCCCGUUUCGGUGAUCGCGAGGAGACGGUUCGCGUUGAAGUGUGGUCGACGUAUAGCGUGCUUUUGCAGCAAACACGCGUGUACGGAACUAGUGCACAGCAGAACGAUGCGGCCACUAUCGGUGGGAAGCGAAAACGGGCAGACGAAGGUAUGGAGGUGGAAGAAACGCCGUACACUCUGCUACGCUCGCAGGUGUCAUCAUUCGCCAAAGCACUGCUCAGCCAGCUCAAGUCGCCGAAGACGUCACCCGCUACCCUCCAAGCUGGCUUCUCGCUCUUGCACACCCUGCUCACGGUCGUUCCAAAGUCCUUGUCCUCGUAUUCUACGCAGAUCAUCACGACGAGCAAGGCUGUCCUGCUGCAAUCGAGUAAGACCAAUGCUGCGCCGCUGCAGAUCAUGUGUAUGUCUUUCGUCGGACUGUUCUUCUCGACACAUACUCCCGGUACAUUCACGGCCUCGCUGGACAGCAUCUUGCCGGUGUUGCUCAAGUCGCUCGGAGAGAAGCACCCACGGAUUGCAUCCGAGGCAUUCCGCGUCUUCUCGUCGCUCCUGAACACUAUGCGUCCGGUCAAGGGAGGUGACUGGGUUGACGUCGUCUACAACGAAGCAGUGGCAAGGCUCGGUAACCAUGACACAGAUGCCGAGGUAAGGGGGUGUACAGAGAACUGCAUUGGUGACUUGUGGGUGUGUGCGACGGAGAUCAUGAAGACGAAGCCGAGAAAGGAGUGGGAUGCGAUGUGCAGGACCACCGGCCGGACGGAGGGCGCCGUGCUUGUGGUCACACGAGUGGCGAAGGAGAUCGAGAUCGACGAUAACUGGGUAAACGGCUGUGUGAAUUGGCUUUUGACGCUGUUGAAGAAGAGCGGUCGUGUCGGAAAGAGUGAUAUGUUCACGUGCUUGGAUGCCCUGUUGAGGCGGUACAACACUGUCCCAGCAGAUCUCCCAACAACCGUUAUCCCUACGCUCAAAUCUUACAUCUCCAUCUCGGAUAUCUCGCUCAUGUCACAGGCUGUUUCGAAUAUCGCCCUGCUCUUGGAGCUAAUUCCUGCAAAUACAUACCCGGAGGUCGAACGGGAGCUCCUUCCAGAUAUCUACAACAUCGCCCACUCUCCUCUCGUUGCUGGCGCAGCAUUUGAGUCAGUCCUGGCGUUCUUCGCUGCGCUGGUGCAGGCCGACAUGGAGGUCGCCACGCAUCUCGUGCCGAACCUCGUCAUCUCCGUCGACAAGGCGCAGAAGUCCGACGCCUCCUACGCGAAUGUGGCUCGCUGUAUAGGCCAGGUCGCGAUCGCCCAGCAAAGUAUUGCAGCCGGUACGGUCGCCGAGUUUGCCAAACACCUCAAGCCCACCUCGAAAGCGAAGACGUCUCAGAUCGUGUUGAGUUUGCUUGUGAUGGGCGAGAUCGGACGUUUCAUCGAUAUGUCCUUGCAAGAGAACAUUUUCACAAGUGUCAUCCAGCGAUUUGCCGCCGAGCAGGAGGAGAUCCGGACAGCUGCUUCGUUCGCUGCGGGUAACAUCGCUGUGGGCAACCUCCACCACUUCCUCCCUGUGAUCGUGAAGAUGGUUGAGAACGACCCUACCAAACGAUUGCUUUCCCUUCAUGCAUUGAAAGAGGUCGUCACCCACUGCUCACAUGGCCAGCUCGAGACCGUCGCAGAUCUGCUCUGGGUGCCGCUGUUCGAGAACUCGGAUAACUCUGAGGAGACGACGAGGAACGUCGCCGCGGCGUGUCUCGGCAAGCUGACGACGACACAUUCUUCUCUGUACCUCCCGCAGCUGCAGGAACGCAUCACCGAUGCGAACCCUGCGUCGAGGGCAACGGUCAUCUCCGCGAUCCGGUACACGUUCGCGGAGACGUCCAGCUCGUACGACGAACAGCUCAGCGCAGUUCUCAUGGACUUCCUCGCACUGGUCGCCGACCCAGACCUGACCGUCCGGAGACUGGCGCUGUCUGCGCUCAACUCUGCCGCUCGGCUGAAACCCCACCUGAUCCGGGACAAACUGCAGAUCAUCCUCCCGAACCUCUACAAGGAGACAGUCAUCAACCCGGAGCUCAUCCGCACCGUCCAAAUGGGCCCCUGGACGCACAGAGUCGAUGACGGCCUCGAGGCGCGCAAGACCGCGUACGAGACGCUGUACACGCUGCUCGACACGUGUCUGGCGAAGCUCGACCUGCACGAGUUCCUCGGGCGCGUGCUCGCGGGGCUCGCAGACGACUCGGACGAGGUCAAGGUGAUCUGCCACAUGAUGCUCUUCCGGCUCUCGCAGCUCGCGCCGACCGCGGUCGCGCAGCGGCUCGACGAGAUCACGGGCCCGCUCGAGAAGAGCAUGAAGGGCGCGACGGUCACGAAGGACACCGUCAAGCAGGACCUCGAGCGCGCCGCGGAGCUCCAGCGCAGCACCCUCCGCGCCGUCGCGGCCCUCAGCAGGAUCAGCCCGCCGGGGCAGAGCCCCAAGUUCGACGUGUUCGUGGAGGGGAUGAAGAAGUCGCCCGAGUGGGGGUCCGAGUUUAGGGAGCUUGUCGGGGCGUGAGACGCGCGUGGGCUGGCAAAUGGGAGGUGUGCUCGCUUUCUCUUGCUUUCAACUGGCUGUGAACGAACGAACGGGGGAGAUGUAAGGUGUCGUGAGAUGUUGUAGCAAAGUUGUAUCUCUACUCAGUACAGGCGUAAUGGCAAUGACUUUCCCCAAC